Acaulospora colombiana is the source of this 1080-nucleotide messenger RNA. The record is from the annotation of a GenBank genome assembly. Lineage: Eukaryota; Fungi; Glomeromycota; Glomeromycetes; Diversisporales; Acaulosporaceae.
AUGAGUAAUCCUAGUAUUGUUAUAGAUCCUUUAGAAUCUCGAAAAUUUGAUAUAUCUAUUGAUUUACAAAAAAUCUAUUACCAUCCUUCCGGUUAUCAAAGAACUAGUAAAAAACUUUAUGAAGUUGCACAUAAUGCCGGUUUUGAUUUUACAUUAGCUGAAGUUCAAGAAUGGCUUGAAAGACAAUUAUUACACUUAAUUCAUAAAUCUCGACCAUGUUUUAUUCAGUAUGCAUCUUUUAAUGGAAUUCAAAAUUUAAAUGAAAUGCAUCAAUCUGAUCUUACUCCUAUGCCUCAUGAUAAAAUUGGAAAUCGAAUUUUCAAACAUAGGGGUGUUAUAAAAGAUAUAGCAACUAGAUUUCAUAAAAGUUGCGCUUUAACUAAUAAGUCUUCUGCAUCAUUAGCUAAAAUGUUUAAAGCAAUUUAUGAUGAUCCUAAUAAUCACCUUACAUGGCCAAAAGUUUUAAUUGUAGAUAAAGGCACUGAAUAUUUAGGCGAAUGUAGAGAUUUAUUACUUAGUCAUGGUGUAAAAAUUAUACAAGCUAAAUCUAAACGUAGUACAUCAAUAGCUGAACGUGAUCAUCAAGAAUUUGAAAAACAUGCCUAUAUUCGUCAAGAUGCUGUAGAUUUUAUUUUACCAUUAACUGAGAGAUGUCGAGCAUGGGUUAAGGGACUUCGUUUAAAUGAUGAUAUUUAUAAUGAUACUCCUACCCGAUUAAUUCAUAUGUCACCUAAUGAAGCUGUAAAGAGGGCAUUAAAAGGCGAAAAAAUUAUUGCAGAUCCAUCUGUAAAACAUCGAAGACCUAUUGGGUUUAAUGAACCUCGAUUAACCUAUAAAGAUUCAGUUUUAUAUUUACUUGAACCUGGAGAAUUAGAAUUUGGAAAAAGUCGCAUAACUGACAUGAACUGGUCUCCAAAAAUUUAUCGUAUUAAGGAAUUACUAAUUCAAAAAAAUCAACCAGUAUUAUACUGGCUUAUAGAUAAAAAUGGGGAUGGACCUGAAAGAUCGUUUGUGAGAGAACAAUUAAUGAAAGUUAGAAAUGUUGAAUAUCCCCCGAAAUGGGUCCUUAAACAGUAUUAA